Messenger RNA from Quercus lobata, 1325 nucleotides. Its product is annotated as zinc transporter 1-like. Gene Ontology annotation, cellular component: plasma membrane. Gene Ontology annotation, molecular function: zinc ion transmembrane transporter activity. The record is from RefSeq and is a predicted model, not a curated record. NCBI's taxonomy places the organism in Eukaryota, Viridiplantae, Streptophyta, Magnoliopsida, Fagales, Fagaceae. The transcript is spliced from 3 exons. Gene Ontology annotation, biological process: zinc ion transmembrane transport. The coding region runs from base 183 to 1262 and encodes 359 amino acids.
UGAUUUAUUCUUUACUGUUUUUCAAUUGAACCAUCCAAUGAUUUCAAACAACCCACAUUGCAGCUUCUUUUUCAUUUGCUAUAAAAGUACAAAACUCAAGCCAUUAUCAAAGAACAAAUAUAUUUGACAAUCUUUCCUCUUCCUUAACCUACUACUCUCUUUCUCUCACACACCAAUACACCAUGUAUAACUUUCAACCUUGUUUUUCCAACAUCUUGAAGUUGUUGUUUCUUCUAAUUGUUUUUGUCCUCCCCACUAUAGUUUCUGGAGAUUGUACAUGUGAUGCUGAGGCCACAAAGAACAACAAAAGUGUUGCACUUAAAUAUAAAGUAGGUUCAAUAGCUUUAAUUCUUCUUGCAGGUGCUGUGGGAGUAAGCAUUCCAUUGCUGGGCAAGAAAAUUCCAACUCUAAGGCCUGAACAUGACAUCUUUUUCAUGAUUAAGGCCUUUGCAGCUGGUGUAAUUCUAGCAACCGGGUUCAUUCACAUACUACCGGAUGCAUUCACAAGUUUAACAUCACCAUGCCUUGAUGAAAAUCCAUGGGGAAAAUUCCCUUUCACCGGCUUCAUUGCCAUGAUGUCUGCUAUAGGAACAUUAAUGGUGGACUCAUUGGCAACUGGGUUUUAUAAGAGGCUGCACUACAAUAACUCUAAGCAGGUGAAUGUUGUGGAUGAAGAGAUGAAUGAAGAACAUCAGGGACAUGUGCAUGUGCAUACACAUGCCACACACGGUCAUGCUCAUGGCUCAGCCACCAAUCCCGAGGACUCGAGUCUUGCCGAGCUAAUCCGUUUUCGUGUUAUAUCACAAGUGUUGGAGUUAGGAAUUGUGGCUCAUUCAGUGAUAAUUGGAAUAUCAUUGGGUUCUUCUCAAAGCCCUCAGACAAUAAAGCCUCUACUAGCAGCACUGUCUUUCCAUCAAUUUUUUGAGGGAAUGGGACUUGGUGGUUGCAUUUCUCAGGCACAAUUCAAGACUCGGUCUGCAGCAAUAAUGGCAACAUUUUUCUCCCUCACAACACCUGUGGGAAUUGCAAUUGGUAUUGGAAUAUCAAGUGUUUACAAUGAGAAUGGCCCAACAUCUCUGAUUGUUGAAGGGAUUUUCGAUGCUGCAUCAGCUGGGAUUUUGAUUUACAUGGCACUUGUUGACCUACUAGCAGCAGAUUUCAUGAACCCAAGAGUGCAAAACAGCUUGAGGAUCCAAUUUGGAGCAAAUGCAUCACUUCUUCUAGGGGCUGGUUGCAUGUCUGUCUUGGCCAAAUGGGCUUGAAUUUUGUGCACCAUGUAUUUUGCUAUAAAAGUUAAUUUUGACUGUUACUGCUUUUUUUAUUUA